AUGGAUAUGUACCGCGCAUUUGACACGACGAUCCUUCGGGUCUUCGCCGGGACAGGCGACCCACUGCAGACUAUCGAUAACAACAACCUGGCAGUGUUCGAGAGGGCAAUGGAACUGUUGGGCGACGACGUCAUGUACGAAAGCGAGGUCAUCUCUUCUAAGCGAAUCAAGAAUGGCGUUCGACUGGUGGUCCGAUCCAGCAACGGCCGUACGGUUCUCGUCAAGGCUCGACGACUGCUGGUUGCUAUUCAGCCAGAUGCGGCCAAGCCUGGAUCGCUGGACCUAGAUGCGAACGAGCGCAAAUUACUGGCCAGAUCCACGGCUAAUAGGUUUUUCGUUGGCCUCAUUUCGCACCCUUCCUUGCCAUUCAAUACUACAUUUUACAACACCAUCCCGGAGGCUUCACCGAGAAACCGCUUGCUGUAUCCAGCAAACCCAUCUUUUGCGGAAUUUCGAUAUGUCGGUGAUUCGUCUUCCGGCGGCCUCUAUCGAAUUGUCCUGAGUGGCCCUCCUGGAUACCCAUUUGAAAACGCCAAAAAGCUCAUACGGACCAGUCUCCAGAAUCUCAUGGAUACCGGGUUGGUUCCUACUGGAGAUGCAAAUGAUAUCGAUUUCAAGACCUUUGAUGACCACGGCUCCUUGUACCGCAGCUACGCCGUCAAGGAUUUAGAGGACGACAUCGUUCGCAACCUCAAUGCCCUGCAGGGCGUUCGAUCAACCUGGCGUGUGGGGGGUGCCAUCGGUACAACUAAUCUUUGCAUGUUGUGGGCUCAGGUUGAUGUCGUGUUGGUGGAUCUCACCAAGGGCCUUUAG
Molecule: messenger RNA, 813 nt
Organism: Verticillium alfalfae VaMs.102
Lineage: Eukaryota; Fungi; Ascomycota; Sordariomycetes; Glomerellales; Plectosphaerellaceae
Exons: 1
Coding region: 1-813 (270 amino acids)
Source: RefSeq, a predicted model, not a curated record